This is a messenger RNA of Coffea eugenioides, 921 nucleotides long. Its product is annotated as probable O-methyltransferase 3. Gene Ontology annotation, molecular function: O-methyltransferase activity; S-adenosylmethionine-dependent methyltransferase activity. NCBI's taxonomy places the organism in Eukaryota, Viridiplantae, Streptophyta, Magnoliopsida, Gentianales, Rubiaceae. Gene Ontology annotation, biological process: methylation. The annotation marks the transcript as partial. The transcript is spliced from 2 exons. The record is from RefSeq and is a predicted model, not a curated record.
GAUGCUCUUCCCAUCAAGAAUGCAAAAGCCCCUUUCAUUUAUCGUCUCAUGCGGAUUUUGAUCCACUCAGGCUUCUUCAUUGACGCAAAGAUUCCUGGAACUGAGAAUGAUAAUCAAAAGGGCUAUCUGCUUACUUCUGCUUCUGAGCUUCUUUUAAAGACUAACCCUUUCAGCGUUACGCCGUUUUUACUGGCCAUGCUCGAUCCCAUCUUGACUGAUCCAUGGCACCAUUUCAGCCAGUGGUUUCAGAACAGUGAUGAAUCCCCAUUUUAUACUUGCCAUGGGAGGCCACUUUGGGAGCUUGCAGGCCAUGAGCCGCGGCUUAAUCAAUUCUUUAACGCAGCAAUGGCUAGCGAUGCCCGGCUGGUUAGUAGCCUGGUGAUCAAAGAUUAUAAGCAUGUUUUUGAGGGUUUGAAUUCCUUGGUGGAUGUUGGAGGUGGAACUGGAACUUUUGCUGAGGCAAUUGCCGAUGCUUUCCCUCGCCUGACAUGCACUGUGCUUGAUCUUCCUCAUGUUGUUAAUGGCCUGGAAAGUAGUAAGAACUUAGCCUAUGUCGGAGGAGACAUGUUUGAAGCCAUUCCUUCUGCAGAUACAGUUUUAUUGAAGUGGAUAUUGCACGAUUGGAGCGACGAGGAGUGUGUACAAAUACUUAGGAAAUGUAAAGAAGCAAUUCCUAGCAAGGAAAAAGGAGGCAAGGUGAUAAUUAUUGACAUCUUACUCAAAAGCCAGCAGAAAGGGGAUGAUGAUCAUGAGGCGAUUGAAACCCAACUGCUCUUUGAUAUGCUGAUGAUGGUUCUACUCAAAGGAAGAGAAAGAAAUGAGAAAGAUUGGGCUAAACUUUUCUUUGAGGCAGGCUUCAAUGACUAUAAGAUAACUGCAGCAUUGGGCUUGAGAUCUAUCAUUGAGGUUUAUUAUUAUUAA